UUGCAUUCGACGUCUGCGCGCAGGGCAAUCACCAAUAUGGAGAUGCCUGCGAUGUCGCCGACGAUGAACGAGGGUGGGAUUUCCUCGUGGAAGAAGAAAGAGGGCGAAUCGUUCAUCGCGGGCGAUGUCCUGCUUGAAAUUGAAACGGACAAAGCGAUCAUUGAUGUCGAGGCACAGGAGGACGGUGUGAUGGGCAAAAUCAUCGUUCCUGAUGGUGCUAAGAACAUUCCAGUUGGCCAACUCAUCGCCCUCCUAGCAGAAGAGGGCGAUGACAUUUCUAACCUGGAGAUUCCCAAGCUCAAACCCGCAGUCGCAAAGCCUGACGAGACACCCAAGUCCGAAGCUACACCUCCGCCUCCUUCGCCAUCCCCAGUGCCGCCUCAUCCUGCGAAAUACAUAGAAUACUCGCGUCCCCUCUUCCCAUCUGUUUCUCGUCUUCUUCAGGAGCACGAUAUCCCUGACCUAGAGAAGAUCAAGGGUACGGGUGUUCGCGGCAUGUUGACAAAGGGCGAUGUCCUGGCAUAUCUAGGCAAGGCGUCCAGCCCCACGGGCACUUUCAAGGAAGCUCAAAAGACGGCUGAGGCGCCCAGAAAGGUUGAGGCUGAGCCUUUGGACGGUGGUGCGAUCCGCCGACUUAUCGUCGGCAACUUCUACCAGUCGUCAGUCAAAGCGAGGGCAUCAGCAGCCCCAAAACUGUCAGCCGACUUCGACUCAAUCAUAUCUGACUACCUCCCUUCAUCUACUCUGCCAUCAUCUCGACGUGCUGAAUCACAAAAGCAUCAGAGUACCUCUGCGAGUUUCCUCGAUGGGCUGAUCUAG
Messenger RNA from Heterobasidion irregulare TC 32-1, 819 nucleotides. RefSeq lists its product as uncharacterized. Gene Ontology annotation, molecular function: dihydrolipoyllysine-residue acetyltransferase activity. Gene Ontology annotation, biological process: pyruvate decarboxylation to acetyl-CoA. Lineage: Eukaryota; Fungi; Basidiomycota; Agaricomycetes; Russulales; Bondarzewiaceae. Gene Ontology annotation, cellular component: pyruvate dehydrogenase complex. The record is from RefSeq and is a predicted model, not a curated record. The transcript is spliced from 5 exons. The annotation marks the transcript as partial.